UUGUCUUUCAUUUCUAGUUACUUCAGCUUCAACCAUGUGGAAUAACAGCAGUGCAACCAAUACCACCUCCAUGCCUCAGACACCUGGAGUUAUCGAGCAGGCACUGGGACUGACUUUAGCGGUCAUGCUAGGGCUGGUGAUCUUCUCCCUGGGCUGCUCAGUGGAGGUGAGUAAGAUCUGGCUCAACCUGAAGCGCCCAUGGGGUAUCUUGGUCGGGCUGGUGUGCCAGUUUGCCGUGAUGCCCCUCACCUCAUUCCUGCUGGCUCUGGCGUUCGCCGUCUCCCCGGGUCAGGCCAUCGCUAUCAUCGUCAUAGGUUCUUGUCCUGGAGGAGCCAUCUCUAACAUCAUCACCUACUGGCUGGAUGGUGACAUGGACCUCAGUAUAACCAUGACCAGUGUCUCUACUCUGCUCGGACUGGGCACCCUGCCUCUGAAUAUAUAUCUCUACUCUCGCACAUGGGUGAAAGCUGGGAGGAUUCAGAUCCCUUAUCAGAAAAUAGGUCUGGCGUGUAUUAGCCUGAUUGUCCCUGUGACCUGCGGCGUGCUGGUCAAUUACAAGUGGCCAAAAAUGGCACGGAUAUUUUUAAAGGUGGGGUCAGUAGUAGGAGGCUUGAUCAUGUUGGGUGUCGGUAUCGCUAGUGUUGUACUUUAUGGUGGUGUGUGGAACACAGAAACCCCCAUCCUGGUCGUCGGUGGUGUGUUUCCUGUGAUCGGCUGCACCAUAGGAUUCGUUAUCUCUGUUAUAUUGCGUCAGUCCUGGAAACGAUGCAGGACCAUCGCCAUGGAGACAGGAGCUCAGAACACACAGAUCUGUGCUACGGUCCUGCAGCUUUUCUUCCCUCCGGAUCUUCUGUCGCAGGUCAUCACACUCCCUCUUAUAUACGGCUGUUUCCAGCUGCUGACGGGCCUGAUGCUGAUCACAGUUUAUCAGAUUUACAAGAGGACGUCGUGUAGGAAUUAUUUUAUAACCUCGGCAGAGAAACGCCAGUCUGAAGAAAACGGGCCUACUGGAGAAAUAAACAGUGCCUUUGAGAGCGACUCUAACAAAAACGCUGGGGAACCUCACGUACCCUCCGUCACGGAUUUUUAACCAAUUUAACGUCUCCCUGGUGGAGAGCUGUGAGUCGCCGUAAUACGGAGUUUUCUUGUACUGUUUACAGUCCUUUUUGUUUAAUUAUAUUAAUUCAUAAGCACAGUGAAACUUUGUGCCAAUGCCGGCACGACAAGCCAAUAAUAAUGGGGAUGAUUUUUUAUGCCUAACUUCUUAAACGAGAUCCAACUGCCAGCAUAAAGCCCUGGGAGUUCUAUUGAAUGAGGUGUUUGUUUGUUUUUACAGUUUUGACCCAGUUUUCUGCAGGUUGUUGGGUCUAACCACCUGUGUUCAGGUUAGCAAGCAACAAGUUUGAUAUGAUGUAGCUUGUUGCUUAUGGCUGUCUAUUAUGUUUUUUGUUCAACCUUGUUAAGCUUUGAUUACAGAAAACACACUGUGGUGUCCAGUUCAUGUGUGAAAAUGAUUCCU
Clarias gariepinus (North African catfish) is the source of this 1519-nucleotide messenger RNA. RefSeq names its product sodium-dependent organic anion transporter-like. The transcript is spliced from 6 exons. The coding region runs from base 35 to 1090 and encodes 351 amino acids. Gene Ontology annotation, biological process: bile acid and bile salt transport. The record is from RefSeq and is a predicted model, not a curated record. Gene Ontology annotation, cellular component: membrane. Gene Ontology annotation, molecular function: bile acid:sodium symporter activity. NCBI's taxonomy places the organism in Eukaryota, Metazoa, Chordata, Actinopteri, Siluriformes, Clariidae.